Molecule: messenger RNA, 1583 nt
Organism: Cladophialophora immunda
Lineage: Eukaryota; Fungi; Ascomycota; Eurotiomycetes; Chaetothyriales; Herpotrichiellaceae
Exons: 1
Coding region: 27-1562 (511 amino acids)
Biological process (GO): proteolysis
Molecular function (GO): serine-type peptidase activity
Source: RefSeq, a predicted model, not a curated record
CCGACCAUUUAAGAGGAUGCAGCGUGAUGGCCGUCCCUUCUUAUCUGUUGCUCCCGCUGUUUGCAUUGGCCUGUGUCUAUCUCCUUGUCAACAACGGUCUAUUCUGCCGCAGUCAAACGCAGGCCAGGGGGCCUUCAUCCCUCUCCGCCGACUCUCCAGCCUUGCAACAAUUCCAUGCCUGGCUGGAAGCAUUCAACACUCUGGAUCGUGACACGCUAGCUGCAUAUCAUGCAGACCAUUUCCCCUACGACGUUGCCAGUGAUGACGUGGCCAACAUUGACAGAGAGGUAGGGCUUUCACGCCAUACUGGCGGCUUCCUCUUCGUUCAGGCUGAAACGCCGUGCGAGAGUGAAGAUGGAGACAGAAAUGGCAUGAUGCGAAUCCUUCUCCGCGAGAAGAAGCGUCCUCAAUAUGCCCGUGUGGCGAUACAAGUCAACUCCACUCAAGCGGACCAUCCCGUCACAAAGUUCGAAAUAGGCCCGACCACCACCCCUGUCAGAUACGCCCCAGAAGAAAGGAAAAAGGAGUACGAGAAGGCUCUGGCGCCGCUUACGCAGGAGAUGAAGCGCAAGAUAGUGGCCGAGCUCUGCGAAGUCGUUCGCGAACAGUAUGUCUUCCCCGAAACUGGAGAUAAGAUCAUCAGUCAGCUCCAGGCCAACGAGAUAGGCGGGGAUUACCGUGGCUACAUGGAUUCUGAAGACUGGGCGAAACGCUUGACCAAGGAUAUGGUGGCUGUUAGCAAUGACAAACAUAUCCGAGUCAUCUUCAGCACACCACCCCCAAACCUCGGUGCUGUGGAUGAGAGAGAUCCUCCAGGCCUCUUCGAGGCUCUCAAAGACAUCAAUUUCGGGUUCGGUGCCCCAUUAAUAGAGGCGGUCGGCGGCAAGAAGAUCGGUAUCAUCCGAAUUGACGGUUUCGUCCCGUUAAUGUCGAUGUCCCGGAAGCGCGCUGACGACCCAAAGAUCCACAAGGCCAUUGGAGACAUCAUAUCCCAUGUCGCCGAUACCGACGCUCUGUUGAUGGACCUCCGGAAAAAUGGCGGCGGUGUUCCCGAGACCGUCGCCUACAUUUUGUCGUAUUUCUUGGACGACGGGCCUGUUCAUCUGACCAAUUUUGUGGAUCGCGACGGAGUCGUCAGGGAAUCAUUCUCGACGCUCCCUGCGUCCGAGCUGCCAAGCGACACCGACCGCUUUGGGGGGUCAAAACCACUCUUCGUCCUCACCAGCGAGCACACCGCCUCGGGCGGGGAGGAAAUGGCGUACAAUCUGCAGGCCUUGCAACGUGCAACAGCCAUUGUGGGCACCCACAACACAACCGCUGGGGCCGCAAAUCCCGUCAUGAGGAUGAGCAGUAUUUGCGAUGAAGACUUUGGCCCGGGCUGGUGGCGUGUCGGGAUACCGGACAUGCAGCCCAUGAACGCGAUCACGAAGGGCAAUUGGGAAGGCGUGGGCGUGAAGAGUGAUGUUGUUGUCGAACGGGACCAGGAUCCAGUCGACGUAGCCACGAGGUUGGCACUGAAAGCCUUGGAGGCUGUUGUAGAGGUCACGGUUCAAGCGAACUAGAGGAGGCCUCCCAUUCUGUUA